Messenger RNA from Paramuricea clavata, 954 nucleotides. Lineage: Eukaryota; Metazoa; Cnidaria; Anthozoa; Malacalcyonacea; Plexauridae. The record is from the annotation of a GenBank genome assembly.
AUGUCAGAUUGCUACAGAAAUCCACAAAAUCAAACAAAACCAACCGGCAUUGUUUCAACACCGGAUAACAACACAACAUCUGUUUUUGAUAGUAAUAAUGCUAGUGAUACUCAAGAGGAUUUGAUAGAGGUCAAAGCCAAUGCUGACCCUAUAAUGAAAGUAUUUGAACCAUUUGUAAAUGCGGCUAGUGUUUCACUUUUGAACAAUCCAACACAACGUAUUCCAGUUCAAGUAUUACGCGAUACUGGAGCGUCUCAAUCUUUAAUACUGACAAACACAUUGCCAUUUUCUGCGGAAUCAUAUUCCGGAAACAAUGUUUUGAUAAAAGGAGUUCACUCCAGCGAUUAUAGUUCAGUUCCUUUGCACAACAUUCGACUGCACUCAGAUUUAGUCUCCGGAGAUGUUUCGAUAGGUAUCAUCGAUACAUUGCCUUUCGAUGGAAUACAAUUGUUAUUAGGCAACGAUCUUGCGGGUGAAAAAGUGACAGUCAAUCCAAUAGUGACAAACAAACCAAUGAAACCAUGCUCAACAUCAAUUUCCGACGUCAUUGAACAAGAAAUUCCAAAUUUAUAUCCAUCGUGUGCGGUCACAAGAGCAAUGGUAAAACAACAAGAAUUAGAGAAUAAUAAAAGAGAUGACCUUGAUUCAUCCUAUGAUUUGUCCGAUACUUUUCUUACACAGUUAUUUGAUAGUGGCCCUAAAACAACACAGAUUACGAAAAACGAUGCGAUAGACACAAAAAGCUUGUCAACAUCUAAUCUCAUUCACGAGCAAAAUAAUGAUCCCGAAAUAGCUAUUCUAAUUCAACAAGCUUUCGAUGAAAAAGAAAUUUCAGACCAGGCAAUGGGAUACUUUAUCAAAAACGAUAUUUUAAUGCGGAAAUGGCGACCACCUGAUGUUAGUGUUGAUGAUGAAUGGUCAGUUCGAUACCAAAUUGUUAUCCCAAAACCUUAG